CUCAAUUUCCGCAUCCCCCGAUUCCCUCCCCGGCUUUACCGCGAGCUUCAGUCCAUCAACCUCUAUCCUUGAAUUUACGACGAACAUCCCAGCUCUCCGCCAUGGAGUCCAAGAUCCCCGAUUUCCUGGCCGAGCAGCAAGCACAAGGCAGCCCGGAGACGCAACCGUACUUCCUCACCUUUGAAGACCUCUGGGAGCGCAAGCUAUGGCACCAGCUUACUGACUCAUUGGUCGAGUUCUUCCGCAUGCCAGAGAGUGCCCCUCAGCGGUUAGCCAUCUUUAAGACCUUCGUGCUCAGCUUCGCCGACCGGAUCAACCAGCUCAAGUUUGUGUCCCUGGGAUUGAUGGCAGCGACAGAAUGCGCAGAUGACCAAGAACGACUGGGUUUCCUCACAUCCCUCGCCAGCAAGGUGGACACAGCCGAUACACAGGAUGCAUACGUUUAUGCGCUCGCCGAUGUGGCCAAUGUCAAGUUGUCAUUGAAGGACCUGGAAGGAGCACAGAAGGACCUGGCAACCUGCCAGCGGGUGCUGGACACUUUCGACUCGGUUGAGACCGUCGUGCACGCCUCAUUCUACAAAGUGAACGCGGACUACUACAAUGCCAAGCAAGAAUUCGCCUCCUUCUACAAAAACGCCCUUCUCUACCUUGCCUGCAUAGACAUGGAAGAACUCCCCGAGCCAGAGCGCGCAUCACGCGCCUACCACCUCAGUGUGGCAGCUCUGGUCUCCGACACGAUCUACAACUUCGGCGAGCUACUCCUGCACCCAAUCCUGGACUCGCUGACCGAGACCCCUCACAACUGGCUCCGCGAGCUCCUCUUCGCCUUCAACCGAGGCGACCUGACAGCCUACGACGUGCUAGCUGGCAACAUCAGCAAGAACAAGCUGCUGGAAUCGCACCGCGUAUUCCUGUACCAAAAAAUCUCUCUGUCCGCACUGACGGAGAUGGUCUUCCGUCGUCCGCCGCACGACCGCUCGCUCUCCUUCCAGGCUAUUGCGUCCGAGACGAAGGUUCAGCCCGAUGAGAUUGAGCACCUGGUCAUGAAGGCUCUGUCACUUGGUUUGCUGCGUGGAUCGAUUGAUCAGGUUGCUGGUGUUGCGCAGAUCCAUUGGGUCCAGCCUAAAGUUUUGGAUAUGAAGCAGAUUGAUGGUAUGCGAAACCGUCUUAAGGACUGGGACGCUGGUGUUAAUCAGCUUGGUCACUGGAUUGAGGGUGUUGGAAAGGAUGUCUGGGCUGCAUAGACUUUUUGAUUUAUGCGGAUCAUUACUAUUAUAAUGAAUACAAUGGUGUGGUCUAUGGAGUCUUAUCCUGUACUUGACGAUUGUUAGAACAAUUGGAUGCAACCAUACCAAAACAGCAUCGAAUGACCGAGUACAUUUGGCUAUAGUAUCACUGACUAUACUAGGUUUCCAGGGUUGGUACACGUAGUCAAUUGAAAGAAG
Molecule: messenger RNA, 1445 nt
Organism: Penicillium canescens
Lineage: Eukaryota; Fungi; Ascomycota; Eurotiomycetes; Eurotiales; Aspergillaceae
Product: proteasome regulatory particle lid subunit RPN9
Exons: 3
Coding region: 102-1244 (380 amino acids)
Biological process (GO): ubiquitin-dependent protein catabolic process
Cellular component (GO): proteasome regulatory particle, lid subcomplex; nucleus; cytosol
Molecular function (GO): structural molecule activity
Source: RefSeq, a predicted model, not a curated record